GAUCCAAAGCUUUCAAAUAUAUAAAAGGUAUGUAGAUGACACCUUUAUUAUUUGUAAUAUUGAUUGUAACCUGAAUAAUAUAUUAAGUGUAUUUAAUGAGUGCCAUCCUGCGAUAAAAUUCACACUCGAAAUGGAGAACGAGUCUAGCAUUCAUUUCCUCGAUGUGAACUUAUCAAGAAGGACCGAUGGAACUCUGAAGAGAUCGAUUUAUCGUAAGCUGUUAUGGAAUGGUCAACUGACAAAUUUCUAUAGCUGGGUACCUAUUGGUCGAAAACGAAACCUGGUCCGGUCGCUUGCCACUCGUAUUCGGCGCAUAUGUAGCACUGAUACUGUGGAAGAUGAGUUAUACACUUUGAGGAAAAUCCUAAUGGAAAAUGGAUUUCCACCACGUUUUAUAGAUAAGAAUAUACAUUCAAAGCCUACAAAACGUGACUUAUCAACCGCUCCCAAGAAAAUACUUUACAUGAGCUUAGAAUUCAAAGGGGACUUAGCUUCCGAUAUCAUGAAACGAAGGAUAUCACAGUCCCUGAAAAGAACAUUCCCUGCUGCCUCUCUGAGAAUAGCUUUUACUAGCCGACCAUUAUUGUUCAAUAACCUGAAGGACAAGAUCCCAAUGUUGACCAACUCUAUGUGCGUUUAUCAAUUCACCUGCUCUUGUGGAGCUAGGUAUAUCGGUCGUUCGACUCGAGUUUUGUCCAAGAGGGUGCAAGAACAUUAUCCUGCAUGGCUACGAAAAGGUGGAAGUGGAGCAAUAAGAAGCGCGAUCAUAGAACAUCUGGUCGAAAAUGAUCACCCUAUCUCUAUAGCCUCCGCCUUUAAAGUCAUCUACAAGGCAAAGAGCAAUCUACCCAAAUCCCUACGUACCCGACUCAUCUGUAUUGCUGAAGCUUUGGCUAUCGAAACAGAAAAGCCAGAUCUCUGUGUACAGAAAAAGUUCGUUCAACCCCUCCAACUUUCAUGGUCUUAAUCCCUCUAUGCUAAAAUAUGGUAAUCCCCAAUCAUAUUUUAGCUCUACCAAUUUUUCAUUUUGUCUAUUCAAUUUGUAUACUCUUCCUUAUUAAGUCAAUUGUUAUUAUUAUUAUUCUCACUUUGAACUG
Messenger RNA from Trichobilharzia regenti, 1097 nucleotides. NCBI's taxonomy places the organism in Eukaryota, Metazoa, Platyhelminthes, Trematoda, Strigeidida, Schistosomatidae. The record is from the annotation of a GenBank genome assembly.